Messenger RNA from Fonsecaea nubica, 870 nucleotides. RefSeq lists its product as hypothetical. The record is from RefSeq and is a predicted model, not a curated record. Lineage: Eukaryota; Fungi; Ascomycota; Eurotiomycetes; Chaetothyriales; Herpotrichiellaceae. Bases 1 to 870 code for a protein of 289 amino acids. The transcript is spliced from 6 exons.
AUGGAUCUACAGGCGGAUCUUCGAGCACAAAACCUCUUCAAAUUCGACCACCAUGUUGCACUGAUCACUGGAGGAGCCUCUGGUCUGGGCGAGGUCGCCGCGCAAGCCUUUGUGCAAAAUGGCGCUAAAGUCUUCAUCGCCAGCCGGAAGGAAUCUGAACUGAAACGGUGCGCUUCAAGGCUGAAUAACCUUGGUCCCGGAAAAUGCGAGUACAUAGUUGCCGACCUCAAAGACAAGGCUGGCUGCGAUCAUCUGGCAUCAGAAAUCAAGAAACGGACAGACCGUCUGACAGUCUUGAUCAACAAUUCUGGCGCUACCUGGGGUGCCCCCGCAGAUGACUUUCCAGAACACGGUUGGGACAAAAUCAUGGCAUUGAACGUGAAGUCAAUCUUCUACUUGACCAUCGCUCUCGUACCACUUCUCGAAAAGAGCACCUCGCGACAGCAGCCUUCUAGAGUCAUCAACUUAUCCUCUAUGGCUGGGAUUGCGACGUCUGAUCCUACCUCCACUGGAGAAGGCGGCUUGUCAGUUGCAGGAAGCGGACCCUACAGCUAUGGUCCAUCCAAAGCAGCUUGCAUUCAUUUAUCUCGACAGCAAGCGUCGCAGUUCGCCCCGAAGAACAUCCUAGUAAACUGCAUCUGCCCGGGGCUGUUUCCCUCCCGAAUGUCAAACUAUGGCAUUCAGAAGGGUCUUGAAUUCUUCCUCAGCAUCCAACCCACUGGAAGAAUUGGGACCCCCGAAGAUUUUGCUGGCCUGGUUCUAUUCCUUUCAAGCCGCGGAUCUGAUCAUAUUACGGGGAAUGUGAUAGAGAUUGAUGGUGGCAGCGUCCGCACUGGCUUCAAAUCCACAAAAAAUAGCUCUAAGAUUUGA